Rubroshorea leprosula is the source of this 2578-nucleotide messenger RNA. Lineage: Eukaryota; Viridiplantae; Streptophyta; Magnoliopsida; Malvales; Dipterocarpaceae. The record is from the annotation of a GenBank genome assembly.
CUCUCCUCCUAUAACUCUUUGGUCAAGUCCUCCACCAAAUCUUUACGUAUCUUCUUCCUCAAUUAAAAUCCCGAUUUUUUCUCAAAUAAAUUCUCCAUAAAAACCUCAUUACACUCCCAAAACCCUUUAAUUUCUUCAUCCUAUUUCAAUAGGGGGCAGCCGCUGCUGUCUGUAACCGAUCCCUCCGUCUCCCAAACAUCGCCCCUUUUGCCUCCGAUGGAUUUUUCAGCCGGUAAAAAUCUCUCCUCUGGUUGGCGGCCGUCAGUACGCCGGAACUUGUCUGAAACCUUCCUUCAAACCCCUUAUGAGAAUACCUAUUUUGAUCAAACCCUUGAAUCUGCCUUCGCUGGCCUCAAUGUCUCACCUCAGAGCAGUCACCGGGAUUCAUACCCGGGUCUUGGUGGUGGUGAGUUCGUUGACGAGUCAGGUCGUUUUAUGCCUGUGACUGUGAGUCGUGGGUUGUUGCAAAGGAACAACAUUGAUGGAUUGGGUGGUCUGGGUGUGAGGAACAUUGGUGUGGGGAGUUCUGGGGGUUUUGGGUUGCAAAAUCAUGGUCUCGAUGAAGUUAUGGGGUCUAAUGUUGAUGGCUGGAAUACAUUUGUUCCCGAUUCGUAUCAACAAUUCUUAUCUGGUUCAAGGAGGACAGCACUUUUAAAUGAGUUUUCAGCAUUAGCCUAUUCGAAUCAGCAUGGGUUCUUGGGUGGCGAUUCUACAAGGGUUCCUUCUAGAGGGAUUAACAGUUUGGUUUCUAAAAACAAAACCAUAGUGAGGUCCAAUUUUGAUAAUCUUCGUCAUUAUGACAACAAUACGAGGUCUCAGUCGCUCCAGGAUGCUCUGAAUUGCUUGACCAUGGAAGAUCUUAGGGGUAAAAUUGUUGCCUUAGCAAAAGAUCAGCUUGGAUGUAGGUUCUUGCAGAACGUUAUUGAUGGGGCAUCAAAAGAGGCAAUUGAUACGAUUUUCUUUGAGGUGAUAGAAACGGUGGGGGAAUUAAUGGUGAACCCUUUUGCGAAUUAUGUGGUUCAAAGGCUUGUGGAGACCUGCUCUGAUGAACAGAGGACUCAGAUUCUUCGGAUGAUCACCAAGAAUGAAUUUCAAUUUGUUAGCAUAUGUGUUAACAUGCAUGGAACUCGUGCUAUACAGAAAUUGUUGCAUAGACUUACCACCCCACAACAAAUAUCCAUGGUGAUGUCGGCUUUAAGUCCUCAUGCUGUUCCAUUGACUAAGGAGAUGAAUGGUCACCAUGUGAUCCUGCAUUUCUUGAAGAAUUUCUCAGAUGAAGAUAACAAGCGUCUUCUGAAUAAGAUCGCAGAGAAUUGUUUAGCAGUUGCAACUGAUAAAAGUGGAUGUUGCAUACUGCAGCAAUGUGUCAAGUUUGCAAAGGGAGAGACAAGAGAACAUCUGGUUGGAGAGAUAAUUGCAAAUGCAUUCCACCUAGCAGAAGACUGUUAUGGCAACUAUGUUUUGCAACAUCUACUAGACCUUAGAGUGCCAGAAAUCACAAGUAAACUUCUGAAACAGCUUGAAGGGAGUUAUAUGUCUCUUUCUUGCAAUAAGUACGGAAGCAAUGUUGUGGAGAAGUGCUUGAUCGAAUCUGGAGAACAGCAUGCCACAAAAAUCAUAGUGGAGUUGCUUAACAAUCAAAAUGCUUCUAUACUUCUCUUGGAUCCUUAUGGAAACUAUGUCAUCCAGUCAGCCUUAGGAGUGUCUAAGGUAAAGAAAAUUCUCACACUGUAACACUUUUAUAAUGUUUAUGUUUACAUUUCUUUUGAUGUGGUAAACUUGUAAAGGGUUUAUCUAUGAUUCAGAAUCUGCAAAACACAAUUAAGCUUUCAAUGGUUUCAACUUCCAUGGGAUUUAGUAAUGUUUGGUUAUGGAUCUUAGACUUGUCCACAUCCAAAUUGCUUAAACUCCUGUUCUCCAACUCCCAGAGUCAGCCAACUUGUACCUCUUCCCCAACCUUUUUGCAUGUUAAUUUCAACUAAUAUUGGAAAUUUACAUUCAAAUUUAUUUGGUUGUAACAUUUAUCUUUCUCCUUGCAAAAACAGGGUGAUGUCCAUGUCGCUUUGUUAAAUCUUGUGUGGAAAAACUUUCCAAUGAUGCGCAGCAACAUGUAUGGGAAAAAGGUUCUUGCCUGGUUUGAGAAGAGAAAGCUUCUACACCCUGAUAUGAAUCGCAAAAAUUUCAGAAGGUAUCCUCACCAGGAUUUUUUUCCACUCUAGGUGUCGUCCUUCAUCCUUUUUUUGGUCUAUUUUAAGGAUCUGCAAUCUCAUUACAAAGAUAUUUUAGGUGUUCUGUGAAUUUAUUACAUACUUCAUUAGACACAGUUUGUAGGAUGAGUGUUUGUGUUUGUAGCAUGCAGUCAAUCUUUUGGCUAUGGUUCAAUGAAAUCUUGGAAAAGGAAGUAAGGGGAUCUGAAUUACAAACUAACAUGAAUUUGAUGUAUAAUCGCUUGGUCUCAGAGGAUCUGGAAGGGGAUACAACAGCCUGUUGUUCUUGUUCUGUACAUUUCAGAAAUUUCCCACUUUUGUUUGUUAUACCAUAUAUCUACCAUUCCAGUGACUAAAAUAUCUUUCGGUCC